AUGACAAUAAUUAUUCGUUUUGUUAAAGUUGAUUCAUUGAAAAAGGAGUUUAGUAUCAAAGAACAUUUUUUAGGCUUUGUACCUUUAAAGAAAACAACUGGAGCCUAUAUGGCAGAAACGAUAAUACAACAACUAGAAGAAAUGGAGUUACCUAUUAAUAAUUUACGUGGCCAAGGCUACGAUAAUGGCGCAAAUAUGAUAGACAAAAAUAAUGGUGUUCAAAAGAAAAUAUUAAACAUUAAUCCUCGAGCAUUGUUUGUUCCUUGCAGCGCGCAUACUCUUAAUUUGGUUGUCAAUGAUGCUGCAAAUUGUUAUCUAAUGGCUACAAGUUUUUUUGAUAUUGUCCAACGUGUGUAUGUAUAUUUUUCGUCUUCAACACAUCGGUGGGUAGUUUUCACUAGUCAUCAACCUACGUUAACUGUUAAACCUCUAAGUGAAACAAGAUGGGAAAGCAGAAUAGAUGCUAUAAAGCCUUUGCGAUAUGAACUUGGUAAACUAUAUGAUGCACUGCUAGAAAUAGCUGAUGAUACUUCUCUAACUGGAUCCUCAGGAAGCACUGCACGCAGUGAUGCUAAAGCACUUGCGAAUAGUGUUGCAAAUAAGCAGCUCCAAGCUAAAGAUUUGGAUAUUCAUGCUGCUGUACAACAGUUACAACACACACAAGCCUAUUUGGUUGACUGUAGGAGUGACAUAGGUUUUGCAAGAAUGCUAGUGGAUGCUGCUGAAAUUGCUAAGGAUUUGGAGAUACCAUCAACCUUUGAGGCAGAACCACGAUUACGGCGGAAAAAAAAGCAAUUUGCAUAUGAAGCUGAAGAUGAGCCUGUGCAAGAUCCAAAACAAAAUUUCAAAAGUAAAACUUCACAAGAAAUAUUGGAAUGUUGCAUGAAACUAGAAUCUGCUUUACAACAUGGUGAUAACAGAGAUUUAGUUGCAUCAGAUUUGUGUGGCGAACUACAGUCUAUUGCACGACGACUUUCUGAAGAAACAAAGUCUCCUCAAGAUGUUUUUCGAUUUAUUCUUUGCCAAAACUUGGAAGACAGUCUACCCAACCUUUGUAUUGCUCUUCGUAUUUUGCUGACAUUACCUGUUUCUGUCGCUAAUGGAGAGCGUAGUUUUUCCAAACUAAAAUUGAUAAAGACAUACAUUCGAUCAUCCAUGUGCCAAGACAGAUUGGUUGGGUUGGCAACUCUUUUCAUUGAGCACGAACUUGCAGACAAGCUGGACCUGAAGGACCUUGUGAUCGAUUUUGCCCAGAAAAAGGCACGCAAAGUACAGUUUUGA
Messenger RNA from Hydra vulgaris (swiftwater hydra), 1281 nucleotides. Its product is annotated as zinc finger MYM-type protein 1-like. Gene Ontology annotation, molecular function: protein dimerization activity. Lineage: Eukaryota; Metazoa; Cnidaria; Hydrozoa; Anthoathecata; Hydridae. The record is from RefSeq and is a predicted model, not a curated record.